AGAAGAGGCCAUAACCAGAGCUUCAAAUCCAGAACUCUCCGACGGUUGAAAACAAGGAAAAAUAUGGAAAAUAGAGAGAAGAAGAACAAUAACAAUAACAAGAAACAAAAGCAUCGCCACCAAUCAGGCGGCGCCACCGCCAAUCCAGCGCUUACCGAUUUCUCCUUCAAGCCAUCUACCGCUGUCAAAGGUCUCCGAUUCGGCGCACAAUUCGUUGUCAAAUCCUUCACAAUUCGCCGAGCCUGGCCUCUUGAAUUCCUCCAGCUACUUUCUCUGCCGCCGCACCACGACGGCAAUACGGACAGCGACAAUAACAACCAAAAUCGCCUUCCGUUCAAUUCCACUGCCGUGUUUCUGCCGACGAAUUUCACGAUUCUGGCGCACCACGCUUGGCACAAUCUGACGCUCGGCCUCGGCACGAAGAAAUCGAAGGUGAUUCUGUUUGUGUUCGAGACGGAGGCUCUGAAGGCUGCCGUUGGCCACAGGUGGCCGGCGGAAAUGACUCUCGGCGAUGUGAAUCGACGGCUGAUUCGGGGACUGAGCGGCUGUGAGAUGGCUAGGUUUGAAUUUAGAAAAGGUUGUUUAACUUUUUACGUGUACGCUGUCCGCGAAAGAGGAUGCUUCGGAUUCUCCGCCGCCGAUGAUUUGAAACGGAUUUUGCAGGCCGUUAUUGCGCUGAAUGAUUUUUUGGACUACACCGCCAUGCUCGCGUUGCCGCAUCAGAGAACUAUCAGUUACGGCGGCGCCGGUAGCAGAUUUAAGCCGCCGCCGGUUACCGUUGUUCAUUGAAUCCCGCUUCUCCUCUUCUUUUUCUCUCUAAAACUGAUCCCUGAAUUUCGUCCUCUGUUCAUCUGUUUGGAAUUGUAAUUUUCCAUCAUUUUUCCCUGAAAAUAAUGUAAAUUAAAUCGUCAAAUAA
This is a messenger RNA of Cucurbita pepo subsp. pepo (vegetable marrow), 916 nucleotides long. The record is from RefSeq and is a predicted model, not a curated record. Lineage: Eukaryota; Viridiplantae; Streptophyta; Magnoliopsida; Cucurbitales; Cucurbitaceae.